CGUCAAGCAGAAAAUUAAUCAGCCAGGACGAGCCGCCGCGCUGAGUACGGCGGCCUGUAAUUAAGGGACGUGUGCCCCUCGGAUUAUCUCGUUAGUUUAUCAAGAAAACAUUUAUUAUAAUUAAUUCUCGGACGAGUUCUGUCACUGCAAACCCACCCACCAAGGACCCUGAACCUGUCCUCCCCCGGCGAGCCAAGACCUUCCAGCUGGGUGCCCCCGGUUUGGGCUGACUUUGCGCCGCCAAACAACCUUAGCAUGAUGUCUUAUCUCAAGCAACCGCCUUACGCAGUCAAUGGACUGAGUCUGACUACUUCGGGGAUGGACCUGCUACACCCGUCCGUGGGUUACCCGGCAACCCCCCGGAAGCAGCGCCGGGAGCGGACCACGUUCACCCGGGCGCAGUUGGACGUGCUGGAAGCGCUGUUUGCCAAGACGCGGUACCCAGACAUCUUCAUGCGCGAGGAGGUGGCGCUGAAAAUCAACCUGCCAGAGUCCAGGGUCCAGGUGUGGUUUAAGAACCGAAGGGCGAAGUGUCGCCAGCAACAGCAACAGCAACAGAAUGGCGGGCAGAACAAAGUGAGACCUGCCAAGAAGAAGACAUCGCCAGCUCGGGAAGUGAGUUCAGAGAGUGGAACAAGUGGCCAGUUCACUCCCCCCUCUAGCUCCUCAGUCCCGACCAUUGCCAGCAGCAGCGCCCCCGUGUCUAUCUGGAGCCCUGCCUCCAUCUCCCCACUGUCAGACCCUUUGUCCACUUCCUCUUCCUGCAUGCAGAGGUCCUACCCCAUGACGUAUACUCAGGCGUCAGGCUAUAGUCAAGGCUAUGCUGGCUCAAGUUCCUACUUUGGGGGCAUGGACUGUGCCUCUUACCUGACCCCUAUGCAUCACCAGCUUCCUGGACCAGGGGCCGCACUCAGUCCCAUGGGUACCAAUGCAGUCACCAGCCAUCUCAAUCAGCCCCCAGCUUCUCUUUCCACCCAGGGAUAUGGAGCUUCAAGCUUGGGUUUUAACUCUACCACUGAUUGCUUGGAUUAUAAGGACCAAACUGCUUCCUGGAAGCUUAACUUCAAUGCUGACUGCUUGGAUUAUAAAGAUCAGACAUCCUCGUGGAAAUUCCAGGUUUUGUGAAGACCCAUAUAGAACCUCUUUUUGUGGGUGAUUUUUCAAAUACACUGGGCUGGACAUUCCGGUUUUAGCCAGGCAUUGGUUAAAAAGAGUUAGGUGGGAUGAAGCUCAGAAAACUCUGAUGAAGUUCCACGAGGCAUAGAGAGAAAAGUGGGGAGCCCUAGAGGGGCCUGCCCACCAGCAAGCUGAAAUGGACAAACCCAUCUACUUAAGAUCCCAUCCUAGUUUUAGAUUAUUGGUUUUACUGAUUUGCAAAGUGAUCAAAAGCUUUCUAGCCAUGUGCGACCAGACACCACCAAAAAUAAAUCAAAACAGAAUCAGACGUGACUUCAGUGGGGACAGAAGGGAGGGAGGGCGCCAGCCUUCUCAGGCGGAGGUAUUGCAGUGUUUUUUAGCCAAUCCUUGGUUGACUCUUAGGAAUGAAGAGUGUCUCAGUCACGUUUCAUGACCAACUGGGAGUUGGCGCUGAACACCUUUUCAGGGCUGUGUGAAUUGUGCGACUGAUUGUCCUAGAUGCACUACUUUAUUUAAAAAAAAUAAUGUUCAUAAGGAGUCAAUAUGUAGUUUUAAGAGACAAUCAGUGUGUGUCUUAUAUAAAUGGUACAUCUGUGGUUUUUAAUCCGUGCUAGACUUCAAAACUGUGAUCUGUUCUUGUAUGCAACCAUGAACUCCACUCUGCAGGAGUUCUUCUGUGGUUAAAUAGGUAAUAAUUAUAAUCGAAAUUCAGAGCAACUGAGUGCUACCUUUUUAAAAAAAGAAACAAAAAAUUACCUUGGGCUGGAGGCAAGCUGCCCUGAAACUUGCCGGCAUCGUGUCUGUAGACAAGAAGAGAGGACACUAACUCCUCCGUGCUUGCUGUUGGUAAGCCUCACAGUGAGAUGUCGGCCGUGCUCAGCCUGAUGCAUCUUUGAGCCGAGAUCAUUGUCAUGUACGCUUGCAGAUGUAAACUGGAAACAGACUAUAUGCAUCAACCUUUUCUUCCUGGAUUUGGCAGAUCUGUAUAAUUAUAUUAAAAUGGUUCUAGCAC
Ochotona princeps (American pika) is the source of this 2149-nucleotide messenger RNA. RefSeq names its product orthodenticle homeobox 2 (gene OTX2). Gene Ontology annotation, cellular component: nucleus. The transcript has 4 exons. NCBI's taxonomy places the organism in Eukaryota, Metazoa, Chordata, Mammalia, Lagomorpha, Ochotonidae. Bases 256 to 1125 code for a protein of 289 amino acids. Gene Ontology annotation, molecular function: DNA-binding transcription factor activity, RNA polymerase II-specific; RNA polymerase II cis-regulatory region sequence-specific DNA binding. The record is from RefSeq and is a predicted model, not a curated record. Gene Ontology annotation, biological process: regulation of transcription by RNA polymerase II; multicellular organism development.